Neltuma alba is the source of this 870-nucleotide messenger RNA. RefSeq lists its product as uncharacterized. Gene Ontology annotation, molecular function: catalytic activity. Lineage: Eukaryota; Viridiplantae; Streptophyta; Magnoliopsida; Fabales; Fabaceae. Bases 1 to 870 code for a protein of 289 amino acids. The record is from RefSeq and is a predicted model, not a curated record. The transcript has a single exon.
AUGAAUAAAUCAAUCUUCGUGUGGAAUUGCCAAGGGGCAGCAUCUAAUAGUUUCCACAGGAUGUUGAAAUCCCUCCUACAAGGCUACAGACCUGAAAUCAUUGUUCUUGUGGAGCCUAGAAUUUCUGGAAUUAAGGCAAAUAAAGUAAUCAAGAAGCUUGGCUACCCGCACUCUCAUAGAGUGGAAGCUUCUGGUUUCUCUGGAGGUAUUUGGCUCAUGCGGUCAACAAAUGUUCUGGUUAGCGUUCUGAACAACCAUCAACAAUUUAUACACACUUCUAUCUCUGACAGCACAGGAGGCAGCAAAGCUCUUUUCACGGCAGUCUAUGCAAGUCCUAACCCCUCUAUGCGAGAAACCUUAUGGGCAGAUCUAAUUAAUUUGGAACGGGAUGAUAAUGCUACGUGGCUUCUUGCUGGUGACUUCAAUGCUACAAUUGCUCAUGAUGAGCGUAAGGGAGGUUCGAAGCUGAAUCAAUCGGGCUGCAAGAAAUUCCACCACUUUUCUCAAAGACUAGGCUUGCUGGAUCUAGGAUAUAUUGGGCCGCGCUUCACAUGGCAACGAGGUAACCUCAUGGUGCGCCUGGAUCGGGCCCUGUGUAACGAAAAAUGGCUUAUGGAACAACCUACUACCCAUGUGCUACAUCUCCCAAAGGCUCAAAGUGACCAUAGGCCUCUACUCAUUAAGGCUAAAAAUGGUGGUAGCAGAAACAAUCCAACCUUCUGCUUUCUGGCCUCUUGGAUUCUCCACCCUGAUUUUCAUAAUCUAGUUUCAAACAGCUGGGCCAGCAACAAAUGCCUCUCGGAGAAUAUUUCUCUAUUUGUGGAAAAGGCCCAACACUGGAACCGAGAAACUUAUGGACAAGUUGGAUAG